Protopolystoma xenopodis is the source of this 1098-nucleotide messenger RNA. NCBI's taxonomy places the organism in Eukaryota, Metazoa, Platyhelminthes, Monogenea, Polystomatidea, Polystomatidae. The record is from the annotation of a GenBank genome assembly.
AUGACUGGAAUCUCAACGCGCAGUGACCAGAGGCGUGAGGUUUCCAUAGGAGAAAAUAUCUUUCCGGAAUGUGAAAGAGUAGACCAUAUUAUUAGUGAUUCAACUAAUCUGGACUCAUCUGGGAACACUGCAUAUGAAAGGAGUAUAUUCAAUUCAUGCAGAAUAGGAGACUUCAAUCGCGUUAAGGCAUUGCUCGAGAGCAACACUCCGGUCAAUGCAAAAGACACAUCUGGGCGACGAUCGACUGCCCUCCACUUUGCUGCUGGCUAUGGACGUCUUGAUAUAGUUGAGCUAUUGCUCAAAAAUGGUUUGGUACCACUACAUAAUGCAUGCUCUUUCGGACAUGUUGAUGUUGUAUCUGCUUUGCUAAGCGCUGGUUCUGAUCCCAACUCUCGAGAUGCGUGGAAUUUUACUCCUCUUCACGAGGCAGCAAUUAAAAAUAAACUUGAUGUCUGCAUUCAGUUGUUACAGGCUAGGGCGGAUCCAUACAUAAAAAAUCUUGAUGGAAAAACUUCGAUUGACUUAACUGAUGGUCAUACGCGCCUUGUUCUGCUUGGUGAGUGGCACAAAGAUGAAUUGCUUGAAGCAGCGAGAAGUGGCAACGAAGAAAAAGUUCUUAGCCUACUGACUCCACAAAAUGUUAAUUGCCAUGCGAAUGACGGCCGUAAAUCGACUCCCCUCCAUCUUGCUGCAGGGUACAAUCGCCUUUUUGAUUCACAUUUAACUUCUGUGGUUUUUUUCGUGAUUAGCACAAAAAUUGUCAAGCUUCUUUUGAGUCGAGGUGCUGACGUUCAAGCGAAGGAUAAGGGUGGCUUGAUUCCUCUACAUAAUGCCUGCUCUUACGGACAUCUUGAAGUCUGUGAACUUUUAAUUAGUGCUGGUGCCAGUCAAGCCCAGGUUCGCGCUGCAGAUCUAUGGCAAUAUACGCCACUUCAUGAAGCUGCUAGCAAGGCUCGUGCUGAAGUCUGCUCUCUUCUCCUUGUUUAUGGUGCGGAUCCAACUUUACCUAACUGCCACGGCAAGUCACCACUAGAUUUAGCGCCCAGUCAGGAAUUGCAAGAACGAAUUUUAUACGAAUACAAGGGUACGCUGGCUUGA